GUGGGGGCCGCCGUUCCCCCGGCUCCCUGGGGCAGGACCCUUAUACCCCUCGUUCUCUCAUCCCCUGGGAUCCGCGCGCGGGCUGGCUCUGGAGGGCAGACCCCGGGGCCGUGCGCCCCUCGGCGUGGGAGCGGGUGGGAGCGGCGGGCGCCGGGGGCGGGGCCCGUGGAGGUCGGCGGUGUCCUUGCGGCGCGGCCGGGGGUGCGCGUGUGUGUACGCCGGGCGGUCGGCGCGGCCCCUCGGUCUCUGAGGUGUAGUCCGCGGGCAGAGCUCGCCAUGUUGUCCCGGGCAGCGCGCAGCGCGAGCAGGACGCUGGGGCCGGCGCUAGGGUCGCUGGGUUCCAGGCAGAAGCACAGCCUCCCCGACCUGCCGUACGAUUAUGGCGCCCUGGAGCCUCACAUCAGCGCCCAGAUCAUGCAGCUGCACCACAGCAAGCACCACGCGACCUACGUGAACAACCUGAACGCCGUGGAGGAGAAGUAUCUGGAGGCGCUGGAGAAGGGUGACAUUACAACUCAGGUAGCUCUUCAGCCUGGGCUCAAGUUCAAUGGUGGAGGCCAUAUCAAUCAUUCCAUCUUCUGGACCAACCUGAGCCCUAAGGGUGGUGGAGAACCCAAAGGAGAAUUGCUGGAAGCCAUCAAACGUGAUUUUGGUUCUUUUGACAAAUUUAAGGAGAAGUUGACCACUGUAUCCGUUGGCGUCCAAGGCUCAGGUUGGGGUUGGCUUGGUUUCAAUAAGGAACAGGGACGCUUGCAGAUUGCUGCUUGUUCUAACCAGGAUCCACUGCAAGGAACAACAGGUCUUAUUCCACUACUGGGCAUCGAUGUGUGGGAGCAUGCUUACUACCUUCAGUAUAAAAAUGUCAGACCGGAUUACCUAAAAGCUAUUUGGAAUGUAAUCAACUGGGAGAAUGUGGCGGGGAGAUACAUGGCUUGUAAAAAGUAAAACAUGAUCAUUACAUUGAGCAAAAUAAGCUUCUCACGACUAUUUUUGUAGUAGUGCAGAGUACCGUAGUAUGCCAGUAAGCUGCUCUUUUGUAGCAUUUCUUUUUUUUUUUUUUUUAAAGAUUUUAUUUAUCCAUUUUACAGACAGAGAUCACAAGUAGGCAGAGAGGCAGGCAGAGAGAGAGGAGGAGGCAGGCAGAGAGAGAGGAGGAAGCAGGCUCCCUGCUGAGCAGAGGGCCCGACGUGGGGCUCGAUCCCAAGACCCUGGGACCAUGACCCGAGCCGAAGGCAGAGGCUUCAACUCACUGAGCCAUCCAGGCGCCCCUUUUGUAGCAUUUCUUAAUGUAGCUUGUUCAAGCAUUUGAUGAACAUGAUUUAAUGCUAUGAAUUUCUGGUUUUCAAAUUUUGUUAUUGGGCAACUGAAAAUAGUAAGUGCUUUGUUUGGUUUAGUCUUUCGGUUGAACAUCAUCUUCCGAGAGCUGAAACAGCCAGCAGGUUCUAGUUGCCAUCAUAAAACUGUCAAAAAGAUCUCAUCCCUGUCCUCUUAGGGCCUCUGGGGAAGCCUUUUUGCUCCUGUUCUGUUGCACUUGUAGAAAGCCUGGUCCUUUGCCCAGUUGUUAAAUGAUAAAAGGUUAAAUUUGUUUCCCAAGGGAAAUGUUCAGUUUUUCUAUUGAAAAUUGCUCUUUUUUGUAAGUAAUCUGUCUAGUAGGACUUGUGGUAGAUACUACCUGUGGGCCUUUAAUUAUCUUUAGUCACAUGUUUCACAAGGUUAACACCAUUUUGUCUUUUAAAAAAAAUCACUUGAUUGCUAAUUGAGAAUUGCUCUGUUAUGAAAAGGAAAUAGUCAUGCAUUUGAAUUUUUCUGUUGGGAGAAAUAAGACUUUUAUGUGGAAUCUUGUCAUCAAACAGAAAUAAUGUGUUAGGUGACUGCUCAAAGGGGACAAAUCUAGGCUUUAUUGAUAAAACGAAUGUUGGGGAUGAGGCCACAGACAGUUCUGGCCAAGCACUUGCCCCCCAUCUCUGCCUGUUCACGAGCACCCCUCUGCAGAGCAGCAGCCUGGGUCGGGUGCUGCCUUCCCAGAGCGGCAGGUGGUUGGUUUCUGGAUGGGGCCAGCGGCACAUCCCUGCACAGGAACAUUGCUUUUCAAAGACUUGUUUUUGAGUUAUUCCAUCAUUUGAUCUUCUUUUCUUUUAAACAAAUGCACGGUCACUAUAGAAGCUUUAUAUUAUAUAGUCCUUUAAGUAAAGGAAAAGUGACACCCAUAAUCCAGUGACACAGCCUGUCAAAUUGUGUUGUUUCCUGCUUGCAGGUGGGACUGUUUAAACGCAGCAGGGAGCCUCUUAUAAUUUGGCCUAAAUUGUCAUACGUUCCAUGUUUCAUCAUUUCCCUUAAUUUUGGGGGGCUGUAUAAUUGGACACUUGCUAAUUUAUCUUACAGUUCUGUUACUGAAUAUUUCAUUGGUUUCUAAUUGUUAUUUAUUCAAAUAAUGCUGUGGUGAGCAACCCACAUAGAUUUUACCUUCCAUGGGAAUAUUUUUUCUAUAUAGAUUUUUUUCUUAUGCCUGUUUAGUAACUGAAUGUUUCCCCGAGUUAGCAUAUUAUUUUUUCCCCAAGUUUAUUCUAUAUUUUUGGCAUGGAAAAAUGGGGUAACUUAGCAGUUUCGAUAUUGAAGACUGAAGUUUAAAAAAAUUAAAUUUAAGGCACUUUUCUUUUGGAAUUCAAUUAGAAAGUAUUUAGGUUUUCUGAAUUGUCAGCAGCGUUGAUGAGAGUAGUGAUAGCUGCAUGUGUGCUUGUGGACUGAAGACACUGCGGGGACCAGGAUUGCCAUCCUUCUUCUCCCACGGUGAAGUGACUUCGUGGAGUCAGAUGAGACCCACGCUUAACGCUUGCAUGUGUACACAUGUAUGCACGCGUGCCUGCACGUACAUAUGCAGACGCACACAUAUACACGGAUAUAGACACACACAUAAGUAUAAGCAAGGCAGUUAACUCUGUUCAAAUGGACCAUUUAGAAAAGUGGAACCUUUCUGAAAGAUGGCGUUUUGAACACAAGUAGUCUGCCUGAUCCUGGCUUGUAUUGAACCAGCAGGUACGCAGAGAUUACUGAUUCAUAUAAAGCUUUUUGACUAUUAUUAAGCUUUAAGAUUUCAAAAAAUAUUCAAUGUUGAAAUUUCUAUGGGACUCUAUUUUUGCUCAGAUUUGUGUUGAGGGAACAAGGGAAAGCAUGCUGUUCUUCCCUAAGGUUUUGUUUUUUUCCUCCCCAUCAGAUAGAUUUUAAGAGACUAAGAUAAUUUACAGAUAAAGAUUUUAAUCAUUUGACAGAAAAUGAGACUUCAAGAUUUUGUUUAGCCCUGUUACUCAUAAUAGAAAAGAAAUAGAAAAAGUAAAAGGCAUCUCUUCUGAAAUGAACCAAGCAUUCAUAGUUCAUCCAGGAGGGGUCUUUGUGACGGACUCAGCAGUGCUUGUUCUAAUCUUAAAUGUGCUUCAAACACCAUAGAGUGAUUAGUGCUGCAAGAAAACAGGGCAUGAGACAAAUACCGUCUCAAGUAGAAUCUGCUGCUGGAACUUGUUGUGUGAUAAUUAGAUUUUGAGGUUGAGAGAAACUACAAAUUUUACUGCACACCUCAAAUUCAUGAUCUUAAAAUGAGAUUUGAGUUUCUAGUAAUUAUAUAUUUAAAAAAAUAACAUCAUGAUGAUAAGAUUAAGAUUGAUGUGUGUUGUGAGUCAUCUAAAACUAGUUCUAAAUAGAAAUUUUAUUUCCUGUUUUAAUUGUGUUGGGAAAGCUGUUAGGUAGAAGUUUUAUAAAUCACUGUUUCUCAUUUUCAGUCAUACCUAAUGAUUGGGCAAGCUGAUGGCCUAUCUCUGAAGGUACGCUUCAAACCUGGGAUGCAUUAAAAAUCCUAUAAGGUCUUGGGUAGUUUUCAUUUAAUUAUCCAUUAGAGAAACAUUUAUUUUCCUAUUGUGUGAAGUUUUUUGAUUGUUAAUAAAAGAAUCUGUCAACUAUCAAAA
Messenger RNA from Lutra lutra (Eurasian river otter), 3953 nucleotides. RefSeq names its product superoxide dismutase 2 (gene SOD2). The transcript has 5 exons. Gene Ontology annotation, molecular function: metal ion binding; superoxide dismutase activity. Bases 277 to 945 code for a protein of 222 amino acids. Gene Ontology annotation, cellular component: mitochondrion. The record is from RefSeq and is a predicted model, not a curated record. Lineage: Eukaryota; Metazoa; Chordata; Mammalia; Carnivora; Mustelidae. Gene Ontology annotation, biological process: superoxide metabolic process.